Gastrolobium bilobum is the source of this 2084-nucleotide messenger RNA. Its product is annotated as cysteine-rich receptor-like protein kinase 44. Gene Ontology annotation, molecular function: protein kinase activity; ATP binding. The transcript is spliced from 7 exons. NCBI's taxonomy places the organism in Eukaryota, Viridiplantae, Streptophyta, Magnoliopsida, Fabales, Fabaceae. The record is from RefSeq and is a predicted model, not a curated record. Gene Ontology annotation, biological process: protein phosphorylation. Bases 1 to 2028 code for a protein of 675 amino acids.
AUGGCACCUUCAAAAGUGAUUUCUCUUCUCUGUCUCCUUGUUAUACUCAUAUCUCAUACCACCGCCCAGCCAAACUUCCUUUACUAUUUUUGCAUAUAUGAUAAAGGCAACUACACUGAAAAUAGUACCUACCAGACCAACCUCAAUGCUCUUUUGUCCAGUUUAUCUUCCAACACACAAAUUGAUUAUGGCUUCUACAAUUCCUCUGAGGGUCAAAACUCUGACAAAGUAAAUGCAAUUGGGAUGUGUAGAGGAGAUAUUAAGCCAGAUGUAUGCCGCAGUUGCCUCAAUGAUUCAAGAGUCCUUCUCACACAGCUUUGUCCAAACCAGAAAGAGGCCAUUGGUUGGUAUGACAAUUGCAUGCUGCGCUACUCAAACCGUUCAAUAUUUGGUAUUAUGGAACCUGAUCCUGCGUACACUCUGUGGGUCCAAAAUAAUGCAACUGAUAUGGAUCAGUUUAAUCAAAAGCUUAUGGACUUGGUGGAUAGCCUGAGAAGCAAAGCUGCAUCCGGUGAUUCCCUUAAAAAGUAUGCUGCAGGAAGCGCAAUAGGUCCAAGCUUUCAAACUAUAUUUUCUCUACUACAAUGCACACCUGAUUUAUCAGAGCAACAGUGCAAUGAUUGCUUGGUUAGAACUAUCUCAGAAAUCUCAACUUGUUGUGCUGGCAAGACUGCUGGCAGAAUUGGAAGACCAAGCUGCAAUCUUAGAUUUGAUACAUCUCCCUUCUAUGACUCUACAGCCGAUGCCUCUCCACCACAAGUGCCUCCUGCUCCUCCUCCUUCUCCUCCUCCUCCUCCUCCUUCAGUCACCAAUACCACUUCCACAGGAGGAAAGAGCAACACAACUCGAACUGUCAUUGCGGUAGUUGUGCCAAUUGUAGCUGUCGUUGCACUCCUCAUCUCUCUCUGCAUCUUCUUAAAAGCAAGAAAGAAAAGGAAAAAUAUUGGCAUGGACACUGAAGUUGACAAUGAAAUUGAACCUACUGAGACAUUGCAAUUCAACUUUAACACCAUAAGAAUAGCUACAAAUAACUUUUCUGAGACAAAUAUGCUAGGGCGAGGAGGAUUUGGACCUGUUUACAAGGGUAAGCUUUCCAAUGGACAAGAAGUUGCUGUUAAAAGGUUGUCAAUGAAUUCAGGUCAAGGAGAUACAGAAUUUAAGAAUGAAGUGCAGUUAGUGGCCAAGCUACAACACCGAAAUUUAGUCAGGCUACUUGGUUUCAGUUUGGAAAGAAAUGAAAGGCUACUGAUCUAUGAGUUUGUUCCCAAUAAAAGCCUUGAUUACUUCAUAUUUGAUCCAAUUAAGCGUGCACAUUUAGAUUGGGAAAGGCGGUAUAAAAUCAUAGGAGGCAUUGCCAGAGGCCUUCUUUACCUUCAUGAGGAUUCGAGACUGCGAAUUAUUCAUCGUGAUCUCAAAGCAAGCAACAUUCUCUUAGAUGAAGAGAUGAACCCCAAGAUAUCAGAUUUUGGCAUGGCAAGAUUGUUUGUUGUGGAUCAAACUCAAGGAAAUACAAGUAGAAUUGUUGGAACUUAUGGAUAUAUGGCACCUGAGUAUGUAAGGCAAGGACAAUUCUCUGUGAAGUCAGAUGUUUUCAGUUUUGGCGUACUGGUUCUAGAGAUAGUAACUGGCCAGAAAAAUAGUGGCUUUCGUAAUGGAGAGGAUGUAGAGGAUCUUAUAAGCUUUGCUUGGAAAAAUUGGAGGAAAGGAACAGCUUCUAAUAUUAUAGAUCCCACCUUAAAUGAUGCUCUAAGAAAUGAAAUAAUAAGAUGCAUUCACAUUGGGUUACUUUGUGUUCAAGAAAGGGUUGCUAAUAGACCAAAAUUGGCUUCAGUCGUGCUUAUGCUUGAUAGCUACUCUUCCUCUCUCCCAGUUCCCUUGCAACCUGCCUUUUGUAUGGAAGAUACAUGUUUAUCAGACAUCCAAAUUUCGGUUUGCAGUUCUGUUGCAACGGGAUCAAGUGAACAGGAAAGUAAAUGUGUUGAAGCAUCAACAAAUGAGGCCUCAAUUAGUAGUCUAUAUCCUCGUUAGAUAUGAAUCAUAUGAUUACAGUCAGGGGUGACAAUCAUAACUAGAAUAAGCUGUAC